UGUGACCAACUGACAUACAGGACUUCUCAUGUAUGUGAUCUACCUGCUGAUGUGAUUUUACAGAUGUGAAUAGAAACUAUGAGUUUAACAGCAGCAGCGAGUGGAUUUGUUGUCUUCCUUCUCUCUGUACAAGUGAUACAGGCUCAGAAUGGCUGGGGAGUGACUUACACCUCUACUCAGAUCUGUGCCUUAAAAGGAUCAACAGUGGAAAUAAGCUGCACCUACACAUACCCAUCCAGAAUAAAUGGCCGUGAUACUACAGUUCAGGAAUCAUUCUGGUUUACUCAGAUGAAUGGAGAUGUACCUGUGGAUCUGAGAACAGACUCAGAGUACGCAGGUCGUUUGCAGUACAGUUGUUCUAACAACAUCUGCACUCUGAGAAUCACAGACCUGAGAGAGAGCGACUCAGCUGAGUACAAGUUCAUGUUCAUAACAAACCAACCAGGUGGAAGAUUUACUGGUUCACCUGGAGUCACUUUGUCUGUCACAGAUCCAGAUCUCCGGGUGCAGGUGAUCAGAUCUACAGUCUACAGGAUUUAUACAGAGGCAGAGCUGCUUUGUCACAGCAGCUGUCGUCUACCUUAUCAUCCUUCCUACGUCUGGUACAAGAAUGGACAAAAAAUUCAGACAGAAACAUCUUCUUCUUAUUUAGGCCACUUUUAUUCUAAAGACAGUUAUUCCUGUGCUGUGAAAGGACUGGAGGGUUUCCCCUCUCCUUCAGUGUGUGUCCGUUAUCAAUACUGCAACAGAGUGACUUACACUGACAGAAGCAUCUGUGCCUUCAAAGGCUCAUCAGUGGACAUUUCUUGUACUUACAACAGUUUUUACACUAUCAGAUCUAAAUUCUGGUUCAGACCUGAACGUAGUCUUCAGUGGCAGAAUCCCUCACAGCCUGAGGACCUUAGUGAAGACUCCCAGUAUGCAGAUCGUGUUCAGGUCCUUGAAACAGAGAGAGGACGCUCCACUCUGAGAAUCACUGACCUGAGAGAGAGCGACUCAGCUGAGUAUCACUUCAAAUUCAAAACAGGAAAAUUUGAAUGGAGGAGUAGUUUACCUGGUACAACUCUGACUGUCACAGAUUUAGAUCUCCAGGUGCAGGUGAUCAGAUCAACAGUCUACCAGAAUUAUACUGAGGCAGAGCUGCUUUGUCACAGCAGCUGUCGUCUUCCUGAUCGUUCUUCCUACAUCUGGUUCAAGAAUGGACAGAAAAUGGAAAGGGUGGAGACAUCUUCUUAUAAAGAUCAGUUUUAUCCUGGAGACAUCAUCUCCUGUGCUGUAAAAGGACAUGAGGAUUUCCGCUCUCCUUCAGUGUGUGUGGCAUAUCACGAUGCUGAUCAGACAGCAUGGGUAUUCCACAGGAGUGUCUUGGGACAUCCACCUGGACAGCUGCUGCAACAAUCGGUUUGCAAAACCAAAGAAUUUCUGCACAACCUGUCAGGAACCAUCUCAAGGAAGCUCAUCUGCAUGCUCGUAGUCCUCAUCGGGGUCUCAAUCUCACUGCAGUUUGUCGUCGUAACCAACUUGAGUGGGAAAUGCUCACAGUCGAUGGUGUCUGGGACUUUGGAGAGGUGUUCUCUUCACGGAUGAAACUUGGUUUCACUGUACAGGGCAGAUGGCAGACAGUGACACCAGAUCCUGACUGAUUUGCGGACCCUCCCCAAUACAGUGAAAUUGCACAUUUUCAUGAACAUUGAGUGGCCUUUUACUGUGGCCAGCCUAAGGCACACCUGUGCAAUACCCAUGCUGUUUGAUCAGCAUCUUGAUAUGCCACACCUGUGAAGUGACAGGAUUAUCUCGGCAAAGGAGAAGA
Molecule: messenger RNA, 1810 nt
Organism: Micropterus salmoides (largemouth bass)
Lineage: Eukaryota; Metazoa; Chordata; Actinopteri; Centrarchiformes; Centrarchidae
Exons: 6
Coding region: 79-1587 (502 amino acids)
Source: RefSeq, a predicted model, not a curated record